AUGACCUCGAAUUCCAAUCCAGGCAACUUCUCCAACCGCCCACGAGAGGAAGUGCGAAACAUCGGUAAAUUGGGUGGUCAGAGCAGCCACCAAGGCGGUUUUGCCAGCAUGGACCCUGAACAGCAGCACAACAUUGCUUCCCAGGGAGGACAGGCCUCGGGUGGAUCUUUCCAGCCUGGCGAUCCGCGCGCUCGUGAAGCUGGACGCAAAGGUGGCUCUCGCACCAAGGAUGACUACGAAGUUGAGGAAUAA
Molecule: messenger RNA, 252 nt
Organism: Talaromyces atroroseus
Lineage: Eukaryota; Fungi; Ascomycota; Eurotiomycetes; Eurotiales; Trichocomaceae
Product: Conidiation-specific protein 10
Exons: 2
Coding region: 1-252 (83 amino acids)
Source: RefSeq, a predicted model, not a curated record